AUGGAACCCCUCCUCAUGCUACUCAAUCACACUCAGAUGCCAUUAGGGCGCUACAAGAAAAACCUCAUUAGACAUUUCCUUAAUGCAGCCAAAAGCCUCAUCCCUGCCAGAUGGAAAUCAUCGGACAUUCCUACCAUCUCACAAUGGAUGGACAAGGUCGAUGAGCUUUUUGCAAUGAAGUCCCUUACUGCGGAACACAAGAACGCUGCACCCGUCUGUGGACAUAUGUAG
Pelobates cultripes (western spadefoot toad) is the source of this 231-nucleotide messenger RNA. The record is from the annotation of a GenBank genome assembly. NCBI's taxonomy places the organism in Eukaryota, Metazoa, Chordata, Amphibia, Anura, Pelobatidae.